Molecule: messenger RNA, 1451 nt
Organism: Hippoglossus stenolepis (Pacific halibut)
Lineage: Eukaryota; Metazoa; Chordata; Actinopteri; Pleuronectiformes; Pleuronectidae
Product: transmembrane protein 42
Exons: 3
Coding region: 526-1050 (174 amino acids)
Source: RefSeq, a predicted model, not a curated record
CUGUCCGUAAGGCACGGAAGACACUCAAACACAGAAACUCUACCGCCAAAAGCGCUUCGGCGGUGUAAUUGCAGCGCGACUCACACUCCUACCCACAACUAUGGAUGCUCGCCCCCCUGUGCGUACCUACGGCGUAGCUUCGACGCUGAAGCAUGAAUUGGGCUUUAUGCCACAUUUCAUAAACCUCAGAGCUCGGAAUUUCCGACCCACGAGUCGGAAGUUGCAACUGGAACGCCCCCUCAAGUCGGAAUUUCGACUCGGAAGAUCGGAGGAACCUCACCACCCCCGACUUCGAAAUCCAAGAUGGCCCUUCCGCAUACCAACAGUAGUGAAAGCUGUAGUUUUUACUGUUUAUUAGCACUUCUGUCAUUAAAUGUGUCGUUCGCAUAGUACAGUCCAAUCUGUAGACGUUUUACUACGGCGUUCCGAGGCCGAGCUUAAUGGAACACGGCCCUAGUAAUUGAAGGUUUUGUCGUUACUGUGUUGCUUGUUGUAAAAUGAUAACUCUCGACGUUCAUUUAGCAGAUGUUUGUUCUAAAUACUAUUGGAAACAAACCAGGGACUAUAGCCUCCAAUUCAAAAGGGACACUGAUUAUACCCACGUCAAGUAUGCUUUCGUGGUCUGUUUGCGCGUUGUUAGCGGGGUUUUUGAGUGCGGCCGCGUCUCUAUCUGCAAAGCUGUCCCUUGGUGCAGACUACAUGAGAGACGUGUGUAAGUUAACGAUGGAAAAAUACGGUGGAACAACAGAUUGUGACUGGCUCCACGCCCCCCUGCGGAUGCUGUGUGGAGCUCUGCUGUUCACCUGCAACACUGUCAUGUGGACGUUCUUCUCUAAGGCUCUCCGACACUGCUCCUCUACAGCCAGAGCUACAGUGACUACCACUGCGUCCAAUUUUAUCUCCUCAGCCCUCCUGGGAAGGGUGAUUUUUGGAGAGACGCAUGCUGUUCUAUGGUGGACAGGCAUCUCUGUCACUCUGUGUGGACUGCUGGUGCUUCAUGUAUCCACACCUCAGUCUCCCCCGCAGGGGGAGGGAAAAAAGAAAGAGUAAUGGAAGUCAUUUAACUUGUCCCAAUUGUGUGGCCUCUGCUCUUCAUUCACGGUCACAACAAACUUUGGUCAACCAAGUUGUUUUAAAUUUGCUAUAUGAAUAAAGUUGACAUUGACAAACUGUGACAGGAUAAUGGAAUCUCUCAGACACUCACUCAUGAAAAGAGGCAACUCAGUGUUUUAAUAUAAGAGCAGGUAAAACACGUUGCACAGAUCUGACAGUACGUUCAGUACCAGCAGUCCCAGACACCUCUUCGCACACAGACUGGUAUGUCCCUGUCCCUUUGGCAAAUUUUUUUUCCCCCUGUUAGAAUAUAUUGUUAGCUCAUAGAUGUGACUUUGUCACUGAAUUGAGAUUAUAGCAGGUUUUGGAUUAAUAAAAUAAAAGUCAUUUUUAAACUA